Molecule: messenger RNA, 620 nt
Organism: Haliotis rubra (blacklip abalone)
Lineage: Eukaryota; Metazoa; Mollusca; Gastropoda; Lepetellida; Haliotidae
Exons: 5
Coding region: 49-543 (164 amino acids)
Source: RefSeq, a predicted model, not a curated record
GCAUGGCAUGUUCUGUCGCAUCUAGCACAUCAGCUGCUUAUUGCCAGGAUGAAGUUUGCGAUAUGUGUUGCGGUUGUUCUCAUCUCAUCUGUGUCCGGUCAUGAGUGGUUUUCAAGGAGAGAUGCGGAACCAGAUGCUGCAUGUCGAAACAUAUAUGCACAGAUGAAUGCGAUCAUGCGACAACCGCAGUUUAGGUAUCUUAUCCGAGAUGGCGAACUGAGCCUUGACUGCAGCGAACAGACAUUGGCGAAAGCGGACGAAUGCCAGAACGGUUCGUUCGUAAUGUGCAGCUCACAGUUCUCGGCCAGGCAGCUCAACAUUGCACUGAAUGCCUUCUGUCGCCACAGAACAGAUAUCGAGAACGAGCCUACAUGUUGGACUAGUGAUAACUUACCGUCGGCUGUUACUUCAUGCGCUGGACGAGACAGGUCUGCCUUUGCCCUGUGUGCUGAGCAAAACGUGGCCAACCUGACAGAGUGCUCUGCCACUACUGGCGCCAUCUUCCGGCAGCUGAUUGUGGCUGUUUUUGAUAAGAGGCACUAAUGCGUAAUAACACGUGACAACAAAUUGGCCCAAAACAUCUUGCAAUGAUUGUUUGCUAAUAAAUCAAUCAAAAUGUG